Molecule: messenger RNA, 2245 nt
Organism: Thamnophis sirtalis
Lineage: Eukaryota; Metazoa; Chordata; Lepidosauria; Squamata; Natricidae
Source: RefSeq, a predicted model, not a curated record
ACAUAAAUAUGAACAGUAAAUGGGUACGAAUAAAUGGAGACAGUAGGACAGGGAUGGUCUUUGAACAGUGAACGCAUACUUAAAUGUGAGGUGCGUGUAAGUGCGCUCUCCCUAUGAAAAAUCUUUAAAAAACACCCCAGAAAUUUAGUCGAGCUAUAAACGGACAACCUAAUUUCUCUGGAAAAAGAAAAAAAGAUGUUCUUGCAAUUGAUAAUGCAAUGCAACAUAGUUGUGUGGGUGUAGGUGCGUUUAGCUUUUAAAUAAAUGAAAAUGCUCUGCCACUUUCAAUGACUCCGAUCAGGCUGAGGACAUCAGCCCCUUAUGCUGGCGGAAGUUGUGGUUUUAUUUCUCUAUUUACAUGGAAAAGUGAAAGCCGAGCGUAGGUCUCGAGCACAACAACGACGCGUACUUUAAACUUAAACCUUCCGAAGCUCCUUCUGUGUUACCCUGCAAAUGCAAAGUGGACGGUAAUGAUGGAAACUACGGACGCAUUCUUUUCUUUUUUUUAACCUUCCUGCAACUUUGCAUUGUUGCCUGCCGGCAGAAGAGGGGGCAAGCACCUUGGCGCCCAGGUGCCGUCCAAGUCUUCCCUGUUUCCUAUGGGCAAUUCUCUUUCUUUCUCUUGGGCAAUAUUAAACGCCAUGUUUAAAAAUCCAUGUCCAAAAUCACCCCGGAAGUGGGGCACUGUGGGUGGAUCUACUACACCCCAGAAGUCUACGCCUCCGCUCGCGUUGCUUUCAUCUCCCUCAAGCGGGGAACACUUGAGCGGCGCCGAACGGCACGCGGACUUUUUCGCUCGCGCUCCGCUUCCCCAGCUCGACGCCUGCUGACGGCGCGCGCGCACACGCCCUGAACCGCGAACGAAGCGCGCGCCCGUCGUUUUUAGCCGCCCGCUUUCGUUCGGCGCUCAGGCCUUAACUGGGGAGUGGGUGUGUGUGUGGAAGAAGACACACAACAUGGCGCUUGUGCCCGGGCAGGUGCUGCGGGUCGCCAUCCUCCUCUCCUAUUUUUCCAUCCUGUGCAAUUACAAAGCCAUUGACAUGCCAGCGCACCAGACCUAUGGAGGCAGCUGGAAAUUUCUGACCUUCAUUAACCUGGUUGUUCAAGCAGUCUUUUUUGGGAUCUGUGUACUGACUGACCUUUCCAGCCUUCUGACUAAAGGGAAUGACAGCCAAGAACAAGAAAGGCAACUAAGAAAACUCAUCUCCCUCCGUGACUGGAUGAUGGCUGUCUUAGCUUUUCCCAUUGGGGUUUUUGUUGUGCUAAUGUUUUGGAGCAUCUAUAUCUAUGACAGAGAACUUGUUUACCCCAAACUCCUUGAUAAUUUUAUACCAACUUGGCUGAAUCAUGGAAUGCAUACAACUGUUUUACCCUUUAUAUUAAUUGAGAUGCGAACGACCCAUCAUGAAUAUCCCAGCAGGACCUAUGGACUGAUUGCUGUGUGUACUUUUUCAGUUUGCUACAUAUUAUGGGUCUGUUGGAUAUAUCAUGUGACUGGGGUUUGGGUAUAUCCUCUCCUGGAUUUCCUUGGUUCAACUGCUAAAAUUAUCUUCUUUGCCACUGUAACGGUAGUAAUAAACAUCUUUUACUUGCUGGGUGAAAUACUAAACAACUGCAUAUGGGAUACACAAAAAUGCCAGAUUUGAUUCACAAGCCUGGAUGCUAGGAUUUUGAACACUGGAUCCAUCAGCAAUGAAAUAUUUUUCAACAAAGCUUAGAUGACCGUUUUAUAAAAAGCAAAUAAAAUUGUGGAUAUUUAAACCACUCGGUGGAAAAUAUUCUUCCAGCAGCAAAGGAAACAGAAGACUAGAAAUUGGCACAACCGUAGUAGCCAAAUCUAAACUGUGUUCUUAGAGCCAUGCUGUUGUUUGUUUUCUUAAACCUUUGACUGCAAUUUGAUUGUUUUGAGUUUGUCAACAAUACGCAGCUCACUGUAUUUAAACUAUUGGUUUUAACCAACCUCAAUUGUUUUCUUAUUAUGUAUUUCAUUACUAUCAGAUUCCCUUGCAUGCCUGCUAUAAUCAAAACCAGAAUAUGAACAUCUUUAAAAAGAGUCCAUAGUUACUUAGAAUUUUAAGGUAGCCAGCUUUCCACACCUAGCAAUUAAAAGGGUAAAGAAAUGGUCACAUUUCCUUGCAUAUUAUGGUAUAACAAUGGCAGCCUCCAGAUCAGUGGUUCAACCUGUGUUUUGGGACCCCUUUGAGGGUCGAACAACCCUUUCACAGGGGUCGCCUAAGACCAUGAA